UGGCGUCUGGCUCCGUAGGGUUCCCGAGCCUCGCGGUGGAGAGGAGAACGCUGGAAUCCAGCUCUCUGUGCCCGAGGGUCCCCGUGGCUAUCACCUUUCCCUCCCCGAAGUAAAAGGAGAUCCCCAGCCCCAGACCCUCCCUCCAGAAGGACCUCCCUCUGGCAAAAGAGCUUCGUGGCUGGCGAGGGAAAGAGGGAAAGGAGCCAGCCAUGUCGAACACAAUGUAUAAUAAGAUGUGGCAUCAGACCCAAGAAGCCCUCACUUCUUUGCUUGAUAAAGAGUCUCAGAAGAUGAUGGAACCACAUCAGAAUCAGGUUUUCAUCUUCCAAAUGUUAGCCACCUUCUACAUAAAAUACGUGCAGAUCUUUAGGAACCUGGAGAAUGUCUAUGACCAGAUCGUCCACCCGCAGAAGCGAAUACUGAUCCGAAAAAUCCUGGACGGGGUGAUGGGGCGCAUCCUGGAGCUGAAGAACGAGAUGGUGGAGCUGGAAUUAACGGAGUUUCACUAUUUUGAUGAUCUCUUGCAGGACCUAAAGCUGGCUCCCCAACAAUUGGAUAUCCCCAUACCCAAGUAUUUUUUGAAGGAGAAGCUGGAAGUAAUAAAAGAAAGAGAGAAAAUCCUUGCUCAGAUAUUAGCCAACACUGGGUUCGAUGCAACUGACAAGAAAUACCCCGUAAGAGCCAUUCCCUUGGAAGAGGCUAUUAAAGUAAUCCAGGUGGCCGAGAGGGCCCGGCAAGGGCGCCUGAGAGCCAUGUUCAUGAAGCAGAUCUUCCUUCAGGAAUACAGAGCCAGGCAGGCCAAGAUCCUUGGCGAGAAGAUAGCAGACGCGGGGGCCGCCGCUCUGCGCAUCCAGAAGGUUUGGCGAGGUUUCCAACAAUCUAAGAAAGCCGAGCGAGAGAGAGAAGAGGAGAUGAUAUUCCUGGGUAUGAAUCCACCACCUUUGUUUAAUGAAGUCGGUGCUACCAUAAUCGAGGCUGAAAAGGUGACCCACAUGCGGGAUAAGGUGCAGAUGAAGCAUGAAGAGGACUACAGAGGUGCCCUGGUUACAAUCAAGGAUGACCUGAAACUAACAGAAGGUCCAGACAUCAAGGAGAACCUUCAGGAUCAGAUCAGGCGCUGGUUCAUCGAAUGCAGGAACUUAACAGGCACAUUUCCUGACUACCCCAGAGAAGAAGAAGGAGGUUCAGCUAUCAUUUUUUCCAACAAGACCCCACAACAGGUUAUUGAGGACAUUAUUGCAAACCAAGAAGAAAAGGAAACAAACAAAAAGAAGAAAAAGGAGAAGAAACCAAAAACAGCCAAAAAAGAAAAGGAAAAGAAUGAGACAAAGGAAAAAAAUAAGGAAGAAGACGAGGGGUGGAAAAUGUCGCCGAGCAUUUUCCUUCAUACGAUGGAGGAAGGAAGUAACGUUUACAAAGAUGUGUGGAAGAAUAAAGAUGAAUCGUGGAAUUUCUACCAGGACUAUGAUCCCGAAAUGAUCAAAGAGGAGAAACGGAAGGAACUGGAGUCAGAGAUCAGGGUGCAGGUGGAUGAGUUGAUGAGACAGGAACUGAAAAACUUAAAACUAGCUGUGAACAGAGAGAAGGAAUUACCGGUCAAAACAGGAAGGAAGAAAGGAGGUAAAAAGAAAAAUAAAAGGAAGAAAGGCAAGAAAGGGAAAAUGGGGAAGAAGGAUAAGGACCUGACGGCUGACAGGACCAUUGAAUCUCUGUAUAAGGAGCUCGUGGAAGAGGGGUUACUGAUCCAGGCUCUGAAAGUCAACCUCUCUGACUACAUCGGCGAGUACAGCUACCUGGGGACGACUCUCCGCCAGGUGUCUAUAGAGCCCAUGCCUUCCCUCCUGGACGUCAGACAGCUCAUCACCCUCUACGGGGUCCUGCCUCUAGGUUCUGCAGCGGUGCACAAGAAAGCUCCUCUGGUGAAGUCCCUGCUCUUGGCCGGGCCGUCUGGGGUGGGGAAGAAAAUGCUGGUCCACGCCAUCUGUACCGAAACGGGAGCCAACCUCUUCAACUUGUCCGCAACUAACAUUGCCGGGAAAUACCCCGGCAACAGCGGCCUCCAGAUGAUGCUGCAUGUCGUCUUCAAGGUGGCCCGCCAGCUCCAGCCCUCCGUGGUGUGGAUCGGAGACGCAGAGAAAACCUUCUACAAAAAAGUCCCCAACUCGGAAAGGGAGAUGGAACCUAAACGCCUGAAAAAACAGCUUCCCAAAAUCCUGAAGCUCCUGAAACCAGACGAUAGAAUUCUGAUCGUGGGGACAACACAGCGACCUUUCGACGCUGAACUUCAACCAUUUUGCAGAGUUUACCAAAAAAUUAUUUUGGUUCCCAGACCAGACUACGCUUCCAGAUUCGUUUUGUGGAAGCAGAUCAUUCAGCGCAACAAAGGAGUCAUCACUGAUGCCCUGAGUGUAAGUUGCCUAGCAAAGAUCUCCGACGGCUUCACCCAGGGGCACAUCGUCCAGGUGGUGAAGGAGGUGCUCACGGAGCGGAGAAUCCGGCAGCAGGCUCGUAAGCCGCUCACCGCCGUGGAGUUCAUCACCGCGCUCACCAGCAUGAGCCCCGUCUACCAAGAGGAAGAAGAGAGCUUUAAGGUCUGGUACGCCAAAACCCCGAUGGGGAGGAAGCGAGCCCUGGCGUUAACGGGAGGUAACGCAGAAAAUGAAAAGGACAAAGGGAAAAAGAAAGGAAACAAAAGGGAAACGGAGAAAAAGAAAAAGUAGUGCCUUCCUGAGGGGCCGAGCUCGAGUCUCACUCAGGGGUGGAGGCGGCCCCGACUCUCCCACACGGAGGUUCACCGUCGCCUGUGCGAAGACGGCCGCGCCCAGGCCCCAAGCCCAUCAGCCCUGCCCUGGCUCAGCGAGACCCUUCCAGGCUGUCCACCAAGUUGCUUGUCCACAGCGACUGUUUCUAGAGCUCGUAACUGUUUCUCAAUCUGUGUAAAGUUUGUGUGUGACCGAGUCCACUCUUCACACACUCGCCAGCCUUUCCAAGCUGGACACGUCAUCUCAUCAGGACUAGUUGCCAAAUUAAAUUUUGAUGGUUAAGAAAUACUCUCAUCUGACAACGAGUAAGUUCAGGCCACCACCGGCACUACGUGCUUUUUACUGACCCGUACGUACUGCACGUUCUCUUGCACGUGUUUUAAUAAAUUAAUUCUUUGUGCUAUUAAUAUGUGAUAUGGAAUGGAAU
This is a messenger RNA of Camelus dromedarius (Arabian camel), 3189 nucleotides long. It is a transcript of the gene DRC11, whose product is annotated as IQ motif containing with AAA domain 1. NCBI's taxonomy places the organism in Eukaryota, Metazoa, Chordata, Mammalia, Artiodactyla, Camelidae. The transcript has 19 exons. The record is from RefSeq and is a predicted model, not a curated record. The coding region runs from base 210 to 2720 and encodes 836 amino acids. Gene Ontology annotation, molecular function: ATP binding; ATP hydrolysis activity; protein binding.